Cydia pomonella (codling moth) is the source of this 7674-nucleotide messenger RNA. RefSeq names its product protein HID1. Gene Ontology annotation, cellular component: Golgi trans cisterna; membrane; Golgi medial cisterna. NCBI's taxonomy places the organism in Eukaryota, Metazoa, Arthropoda, Insecta, Lepidoptera, Tortricidae. The transcript is spliced from 17 exons. The record is from RefSeq and is a predicted model, not a curated record. The coding region runs from base 95 to 2449 and encodes 784 amino acids.
CAUUUUACUGUCAGUUUAUGUCGAUUUGUUUUCCCUGAGUACGUACGUAUGGAAAUGGAUUUAAUGUGUCUAAACAAUUAAUAAAAACACAAAAAUGGGGAACGCUGACACAAAAUUGAACUUUCGGAAAGCUGUUGUCCAGCUGACAUCGAAAACCCAGCCUAUCGAUGCAUCGGAUGACAGUUUCUGGGACCAGUUCUGGUCGGAGAGCGUGACGAACGUGCAGGAUGUGUUCGCGCUGGUGCCGGGGGCGGAGAUACGUGCGCUGCGCGAGGAGUCCCCCAAUAAUCUGGCAACGCUCGUAUACAAGGCUGUCGAGAAGCUUGUCAAGACCGUCGACAGCAGCUGCCGCACACAAAGGGAACAACAGAUCGCCUUAAACUGUGCACGUCUGCUUACGCGGGUGCUCCCGUAUAUGCUUGAGGAGCCGGAAUGGCAGAGCUUCUUCUGGUCCUCACUGCCGGCUGCGGAGAACGAGUCUGUGCCGCUGGCGCAGUCCCUCAUCAAUGCUGUUUGUGACCUGCUGUUUUGCCCGGACUUCACUGUGGCGAGCACACGCCGCUCCGGACCGGAGCGCGCCGAAGAGCUCUCUUCCCUGGACAGCUGCGAGUACAUCUGGGCGGGCGGCGUCGGCUUCGCGCGCGCGCCGCCGCGCUGCGCCGCGCACGAGGCGGCGCGCGCCGAGCUGCUCCGCCUGCUGCUGACGGCCUUCAGCGAGACCGUGUACAAGCCGCCGCACCAGACACACCAUAAUAAGUGGAUCGCGUACCUGACGAGUCCAGACAACCGCCACGCUCUGCCACUGUUCACGUCUCUAUUGAACACAGUAUGCUCCUAUGAUCCAGUCGGGCUGGGGCUGCCCUACAACCAUCUGCUCUUCAGUGACACACUCGAGCCUCUCGUAGAGGUGGCUUUGCAAAUUUUAAUCGUUACGCUGGAUCAUGACACAAGCAACGCCAUGAAUGAAGACUCCGAUGAGGCUCUUCCAGACAACCUAUUUAUCAACUACCUCUCCCGCAUCCACCGCGACGAGGACUUCGCCUUUGUGCUGCGCGGAGUCACCAGAUUACUGAACAACCCGUUGGCUCAAACAUACCUGCCUAAUUCAGCCAAGCGGGUGGCCUUACAUCAGGAGUUGCUCGUUCUGUUCUGGAAGAUGUGCGAUUAUAAUAAGAAAUUCAUGUACUACGUUUUGAAGAGCAGCGACGUAUUAGAGGUGCUGGUGCCUAUUCUGUACCAUCUCAAUGACUCGCGCGCUGACCAGUCCCGCGUCGGCCUCAUGCACAUCGGCGUGUUCAUCCUCCUGCUCCUCUCCGGCGAGCGCAACUUCGGCGUGCGGCUCAACAAGCCCUACACCGCCACCGUGCCCAUGGACGUGCCUGUCUUCACGGGCUCCCAUGCUGAUCUACUAGUUUUGGUGUUUCACAAGAUAAUUACAACGGGGCACCAGCGUCUGCAGCCGCUGUUUGACUGUCUACUUACUAUACUGGUCAAUGUAUCUCCGUACCUGAAAACGCUCUCGAUGGUGUCGUCCAGCAAACUCCUGCACCUGUUAGAAGCCUUCAGCACGCCCUGGUUCCUGUUCUCGGCGCCGCAGCAUCACCACCUGGUGUUCUUCUUGCUGGAGAUGUUCAACAAUAUCAUCCAGUACCAGUUUGACGGCAACUCGAACCUGGUGUACACCAUAAUCCGCAAGCGAGCGGUGUUCCACGCGCUCGCCAACCUGCCGCACGAGCACACCGCCAUCGCGCGCUCCCUGCAGGCCACGCGGGACAAGCUGCCCAGUCGUGACGCGACGUUGCCGGACAGUACCGAGUCAGUAGCGGAGCUCGCCAUGGAGGGCUCGCGGCCCGCGCAGCCCGCCGAGCCGGGCACGCUCAACGCGACGUUGCCGGACACGCCCGCAAUCGCAGCAAUGACAGAGCGCGAGUCAGCGCACCCUAGCGCCCAACAGCUGGAAAACACGCAGUCCCUGUUGGAGAGUCGCAGUGGCGGAGACGGAGAAGACUGUGAGCCGGACGCCAUCACCGACGGAGAAGAAACACAGCGGCCGAGGACGCAUAGGGACAGCAUAAAGUCCACGGCCAGCAUUCGCAGCCCAACCACCGAGGGAUGGCGAGCCAGCGCCGAGUGGGUCGCUAGUUGGCGAGGCAAGCUCCCUCUGCAGACCAUCAUGAGGCUGCUGCAGGUCCUCGUGCCACAGGUGGAGAAGAUCUGCAUUGACAAGGGCCUGACGGACGAGUCGGAGAUCCUGCGCUUCCUGCAGCACGGCACGCUGGUGGGGCUGCUGCCCGUGCCGCACCCCAUCCUCAUCCGCAAGUACCAGGCCAACGCCGGCACCGCCGCCUGGUUCCGCACCUACAUGUGGGGCGUCAUAUACAUACGGAACGUGGACCCACCGAUAUGGUACGACACGGACGUGAAGCUGUUCGAGAUACAACGAGUUUGAGCGACAUGAAGCAGCUGAAUUAUUGUGUAUGCAAAUGCGAGCCAGUCAGUCGACGUAGAUAGUUCGCUCGCGUUAAGAAUGCAGUAAAAUCGUCAUUGUGACACUGGACCUUUAUUUUUUAUUUUAUUUUUAUUCAUAAGGUCUGCCAACAGCGGUUACAAUGAUACAUUGUUAGGUAGAGGUACAUUCGGUAGGUAUUAAGCUUAUUGCAAAGCUUUAUAGGCAAACACCUCUUGUGUAAACUUACACACAAGGACCGGAAAACCCCUCUUACGCUUAACCCUAUCAAUUCGGUAACCUUAUCAUUCGGUAACCGUAUCAUACUGUUACCUGGUUGUACUGGUAAGUUUAUUGGAAGGUUAACCUUAACCUUUAACUGAGUUAAUCUCAAUACCCGGGUUUUUGUUGAGGGUUUUUAUUCAGUUAUCUAACCUUUAUUAUUGGUUGCUUAUGGUUUUGCUAUAUUUAAAGUAGCUUUCUAUACAGGUGUAUUGCUGAUGCAUUAACUCAAAAUUUGCAAUAUUAUUGCCAUUCGACUGAUACAAUUUUAGAUUCUAAUUUUAAACCGCCUUAAAAAAAGGAUGUUCUCAGUUUGACCCGUAAGUUUGUAUGUAUGUUUGUUCGUGAUUAUCUUGCGUUUUGGGUUGCGGUAGGUGAGUGCGAGUGGGGGUGGGAAUGGGAGUGGGACAAUUCCAAUGAGUGGGAGUAAGUUACACAACUUACUUUCCGUUCGGCUCAGCAUUGCUACAAGCAAUUAUUAGGGUUGGCACAACUUGACGUUAAUUUGCGUCAUAACCACCGAUAAGGUAACGUGUGUCGUUUGGUCUUAUAUAGUCUGUUAAGCAACUUUGUCAGUAAAAAAAGGCGCAUCAUUCAAAUUUCAUAUGGGAUCGCGCCUUCAUUUUUUCUACUGACGGAAAUGGCUUGACAGACUAUAUUAUAUUGUCUGUGGCGUUGCUUGACGUUCGCAGCGCGCAAACUUGACAACCCUAAAUAGCCGAAAGAGAUAGUGCCAUACAUUAGAAAUUGAACAACAUGAUUCGUCCCUGAAUCGAUGUCACACUUCGGUUUUGUAGGAAGUGUUAUUUCUGUACGAUAGUAUUAUUUAUUCUGUGGCCACACCCGUCACCAAUCAAAUUGUUCCUAAUUAGAAAGUCCAAUUGUCAGUGACCAGUUAAAGGCAUAAUUUCUUUAGGAACGAUUUGAUUGGUUACGGGCUAGACCGGCGGACAAUGAUGAUUUUACUGCAUUUUAACGCGAACGCACUAUAAUUUAUCCAAUUAUAUAAACUGUACUACAGGAAUUUUAAUUGCUUUUUGCUACAGUCCUUUUGACAUGUCUGUCUAUGGUAGUCUUUUUAAAUGGUAAUGUUGAAUAAUCUAUAAGCGAGUUUAACUAGCAAGAACUUGCAUGCAAUUUUCAUUACAUUGCGGUAUGUGAUCUAACUUUUGAAUGCAGUUUACCUUAGUAGUCGGCAAUGUAACGUAAAUUGCAUGCAAGUUCUUGCUAGUCUACGGCUUGAUUUAGCCACAUGUGCAAUUAUUAAAACAUAAUGUUAUAUCACAUGUGCAAGUUCCAAAAAAUUGCAAAUGUUCUCGAGAAUUUCAAAAUGAAGGAAACUUCCAUUUGGGAAAUGAUCAAAUUUGAUCCCAUAUAAACAAAGGGUCCAAAAAUUUGACGGGUGGAAAUUUCGCAUUUUUGGAAACCACUGACAACCGUCUUUUGGACAAUUACCAUGCACCAACUAGCGCUAAAUUGCGUUUUCGUCCUUUCAUGUUUUUUUUUCUUUGAAUAUUGGUAUUCGAACUUCGUUAGUCGUUACUGGGUGCUUAGUUAAGAUGCCAAUCGUUGGUCAUCUCUAUCUAUAUUAGUGCGACACGCGACACGAAGCGUAACGUUCGCUACGGAGUGUAAACGAUUGGCAUCUUGGCUAGGCACCCUGAUCUGUCAAUGGGAAAUAGACUAGCGCCCUAGAGUCAGACCAAGCUAAGUUGGCAGCUAUUUUGAUAGCCCAGCCUGUGCAAGUGUUAACGCUUAAGUAAACCUCAUAAUUUCAUAUCUAUGUUUGACGUUUAGAAUAAUACUUGCACUGUCUGAGCUAUCAAAAUCGCUCCAACUUAUUUUGGUUUGACUCUACCGCCAUCUGCGAUGAGCUUUUCGUUUUAAAUAUCAAUCUCGUCUAUCAUCAAGUUACUUUGUCAUUAUACUCGACUGACUGACUACACCAAAGAAAAAAAUACAAAAAAAGAAUCUUAAUUUAAUGUUCAAUUUGUGGUUACUCAUUUUAUAUCUUUGAAGUGUAAUUUCUUCCUUUCAUCGGCGCAUUAGAGGUUAAAAAAUACCUAUAACGAGGGCGGAAAUUCCACUGAAUCCAAUUUAAUCCGCAGCUAAGUUUCAAAACGAUGCGAGCGAUGUUAUAGAUUAAAAAGUUUCCGACCGAAACCGGUUUUUUUGCUGAAAUCGAAGGUUCGGUUUUACUCUAGUGUUUCGUUUCGGCCAAAAGUGCCAAAACUGAGCUUUCGACCGAAACAUGGUUUUUAUGCCGAAAUCGAAACUUCGGUCGGACUCUGUAUCUUUAGGUAUUUGAAUAAAAAUAAACAAACAAUUUAUAAAUUAUCGAGUAGUUAUAAUCUUUAUUGGUUAUCCAACCCAAUACAAAACCGUCUGGAUCUGUUACUGAACCUGACUUUAACCUACAUUACUUGAUCAUGUAAUGUUUUCAUCUACCCUCAUCUGGCUUAAGGCCCUAUUUGAGGGUAGAUUUGAUUUACUUUUAUUCAAAUACUUAGGUAUUUAGAGAUACAAAGUAUAAGAUUAAGACGCUCCUACGAAGAAUGUCACCGGUAUAGUAUUUGCCAUAGUGCGUCGUAUGAACAGGACAGCUUUUGUAACGUGUACUGUACGGUUAAGCGGACGACCCGACGAUAGCAAGUAUAGUGAGACUAAUUAUAGUGACACAUUGUUCAAGAGGUCAAUGAACAUGAUGCCAUCAAUUUUCGGUGAAAUGGGGGUCAAUUGGGCCGCGUCGGAGCGCAUUUUCAAUGUACCUAGACAUUAUGUAUGGCAGACGCGAUGGAGUCCGUCCGGAGCCGUCCGCGAGGAGCCAACCGGCUUGAAAAAUUCGAAAUGCGCUCCGAAGCGGCCCGACUCCGCCCGUUCGGCGGGAAUCGCACAUCAUUUCGUUUGAUCCUUAUUGAACGCGACACCCUAUACACGGGGCCCAUUCCUCGAACGGUAUUCGACUAAUAUUAUUAGUCCACAGACUGUCAAAUCGUAUGGGUUUCCAUGACAACACACUAAUAAUAUUAGAUUAAUAUGGAACGGUAUUAGUCUAAUAUUAUUAGUCUACGAACUAUCAAGUCGUAUGGGCGCACUAAUAAUAUUAGACUAAUACCAUCCGAGAAAUGGGCCCCAGGACCUCUUGCAGCAAUGUGUGUAAGCAAGUGUGUAUUAUUUAAUAUUUCUAGUACUUCUGGGUACUGCCUGGCACUUGACCAUUUCGUUUAUCUGAAUUUCGAACCCUUCAAGAAUCCCCAUUGCCCAUAAACGAGGCUUAACUUACAUUUUUUAUUUUAUUUAGAUAAUUAUGCGUUAUUUAUUUUACGUGACAGCUUACUCAACUCAACUUCCCGAUAUCGAUUCCAAAAUCAGUCACGAUGUCGGGCCUGAUAACCGUUUUCCAUUUCACAGAAUAUCAGCACACCGUUAACAAUACAAUUUGAAAUGUAAAAAAAUGGUUGAUAUACAAAAAUAUCAAUCAUUAACAAUUUUUGGCAAUUAGAGACCAAGUAUUUUUAACAUGUCAAAUAUUGUAAAAGAUGUGCUGAUAUUUGGUGAAACGGAAAAAAUACUCUUGCUCAGGCCGCACGUCGGCCCGAUAUCGGGCCAUAGCGAGUGUGGAUGUAAUUGGCUCUUUACCCGUUAUAUAAUAACUAAUCCAAAUAAUUUUAAUUAUGUAAAUAAUUUAGUUAACACACACUAUUAUUAAAUGAUCUUAUAAUUUCAACACUUUGCAUUUCGACUUAGUCAGAUUUUUCUUAUGAUUUCUGUGAUUUAUUUUAGAUGGCUGACUAUUUAUUAUUUCCUUAGCACGUAUCUACACCUAGUCACUCGUGGUGUUUAUUUCUGAAUGUAACUGUAUUAUGAUUAUAAUUAAUAGACACAAAAUAUAUACUACUUAUAGUUUAGUUCAAUUCUUCCGACUCAUCUUUGCCCAUCAUAUGGUGUGUCUGUGUAGGUAGUAUCAUUCAUGUAUGUAAAGAAAUAUAAAAGAGAUUAUUAAUCUUAUUUGGCUGCAUAAAGUGGUCAACAGCCCUUAAUUUUCAUAUAACAUUUAAUUAACAAGUUUUUGGCAAAAAUUUAUUUUUUGGUACAAUCUUUUAUCGCUGACUGUACUUUUCUGUCCACAUGCCACUAAUACUCAUCGAGACAAUUCUAACAACCCCAAACACAGUUGUGUUGUUUAUCACAGAGUUCCCAUAGCCACCUCCUGACUCCGUUCGGGCAUUCCCAGGGCUCUCUCCUGUAUUUAUUUAUAAUAUUGCAUCUAAUAUAACUCGAUCAGGUAUGAGCGGUGGGGGGAAAUGACCGAACGGUAUAGUCUCGUGUAUCUUUCAGUAGCAGUAGCAGGGGAAGAGCUAUUAUUGCUUGUCCUUGUCAUAGUCUAUUUUUUUUAUUCCCCACCGUAAAUUUUGGUAUGGUUUAUGGUGGGCAACAAAUAACCCGACCAAAUUACGUAGGUUGUUUUUGCUAUGUUGUCAGGAAUGUUAAAACGUGUCUUUAAUUUUGUCGCAUAGCGUAUGAUCUGUCCCUCACGGGGCACAUCUAUAAGAUCCUAAUUAUGUUUGACCUCUAACUCACAUACAUACUAACAGGGCAAGUUAAAUAUAAACUUGUGACUGACAAUUUAUUGUGUGUACAAUUAAGUCGAUUAUGACGCUGACGUUUUUGUCCAAGUUUUAAGUGUAUUAUACACUAAUGCAUUCCUCUUUCUACACAAUUAACCUAUUUAAAAUUUGUAUUUAAAAUGUAUUGUUUUAUUUCUGUUACCAAAUCCAAACUUGGAUUAUUGUGAUUGUAUUUCAUGUGAACGCGUGCAAUGGAUGUAAUGUAACUAUGUACUACCUUUGGUGUUUAGUGUAUUUUUAGAUUAAUUAUAUUUAUUUAUCACAAUCACCGAUGUACUUAAUGUUAUUAAAUGAUGAAUAUACAUAUAAAUGAGCUUG